AUCCUCCUGUUGUUUUUGCUUGCCUUGAAGAUACAGUGGGAUUUUGCAUAAUUAGCCAGGCCCUUUGAUUGUUACUGUUUACAGUUAUCUAGAGAAUAUAAAACUUAAUAUCUGUGUUUUGCAAAUUUUCUUCAAAUAAGUAGAGUGCACGGGCUGUUGAUCUCGAGAAUGGAAAGGUACAAGGUCAUUAAGGAAGUCGGUAAUGGCACUUUUGGUAGUGUCUGGCGAGCUCUAAGCAAGCAGUCUGGGGAAGUGGUCGCGAUCAAGAAAAUGAAGAAGAAAUAUUACUCAUGGGAAGAAUGUAUAAAUCUCAGAGAAGUGAAGUCACUGAGGAAAAUGAACCAUCCAAAUAUAGUGAAGCUGAAGGAAGUUAUUAGGGAAAAUGAUGUCUUGUACUUUGUGUUUGAGUACAUGGACUGCAAUCUAUACCAGCUUAUGAAGGAUAGAGGAAAACAUUUUUCAGAAUCUGAAGUGAGAAACUGGUGCUUUCAAGUAUUUCAGGGUCUAGCAUACAUACAACAACGUGGAUACUUCCAUCGCGACCUCAAGCCAGAAAACUUGCUAGUAUCAAAGGACAUCAUAAAACUUGCUGAUUUUGGUCUCGCUCGUGAGAUCAAUUCUAAUCCUCCAUUUACUGAAUACGUCUCAACACGCUGGUAUCGGGCCCCUGAAGUUCUACUUCAGUCUCCAACAUAUGGUCCUCCAGUUGAUAUGUGGGCAAUGGGUGCAAUAAUGGCUGAAUUGUUCACACUUCGUCCUCUAUUUCCGGGUUCAAGUGAGGCUGAUGAGAUUUACAAGAUAUGCAAUGUAUUAGGCAGUCCAACCAAGAGUGUUUGGUCUGAGGGUCUUGAACUUGCUGGUGCCAUCAAUUACCAGUUUCCACAAGUAGCUGGGGUCCAUCUUUCUACGUUGAUACCAGGUGUUAGUGAAGAUGCAAUCAAUCUUAUCACAUCUCUUUGUUCGUGGGAUCCAAGUAAGAGGCCGACAGCCUCAGAGGCCCUACAACACCCCUUCUUCCAGAGUUGCUUUUAUGUUCCACCAUCUCUACGCUCUAAUAAAGCUGCUAUUACAAGAACACCUCCUUCUGCUGGAACAAGGGGACUUGCGGAGCAAAACUGUGCUAGAAGAUAUCCAGGCAGUUUAUCUAACCCUAAGCCCACAAACAAAUUUUCUCCUGCCAAACCACAGGUGUCCGUGAAUGCAGGUGCACAAAGGAAAUUGGAGAUGAAUAAUCAGCAGGAUGUGACUAAAAACGACAAGAACCUGAAAAGCAAUGUUAAGCCACAGCCAAGGUAUCGACCACCUGGACUAGACGGCCCACCAGCAGCUGGUAAUAACUUGGGGAGAAACCGUGGAGUAUCUGAUGCAGCUGAGAAAUUAGCAAACAUGAGAAUGGGGCCCGCUAGGCCGUUUGCAAAGCCGACUGUGCUGCCACCACCGAUGAAAGCGGGAGGAUGGCACGGCCAAUCUCAAGCGCUUAUUGGACGAUCGCAAGAAGUUAUUCCCGGUAGAUCUUAUAGCAGGAAGGUGGCUGGAUGAACAAGUAAUGUCUAAUCUCGUUAAGUACUGGAAAUAAUUCCUGUGUUUUCCAGUUUGUGCCGAUAAUAGCUCUAUAUAAAUUUGUCUCCCCAAUUACGUCUGUUUAUUCCCGUAUUUUGUUCUCUUUUUUGUCGGGUUUGAUUUUAAUGUUAGUGAAAUAUUGUGCUACUUGUUUUGUUAAUAGAACAUGCCAUUACCUAUGCAAUAAAGCAGUGUUUAUUUCUGU
Erythranthe guttata (spotted monkey flower) is the source of this 1765-nucleotide messenger RNA. Lineage: Eukaryota; Viridiplantae; Streptophyta; Magnoliopsida; Lamiales; Phrymaceae. The record is from RefSeq and is a predicted model, not a curated record.